UGAUCUGAUUCUGAUUCUGAUCCACCAUUGCAAUGCCAGUUUGCAGCCGGAAUCACCGAAGGGCCAGCGAUCCAGGACAUCGACAAGCUUGACGGUGACAACUAGCUCUCCGUCGUCGACUACAUCUAGGAUAUCUACAAAUUCUACAAAGUCGUCGAGAACGAGUGUCGGGCCAGGGACUACAUGGACUCCCAGGUGGAGAUCAACGCCAAGAUGUGGGGCAUCCUCAUCGACUGGAUCCUGGAAGUGCACCAGAAGUUCGACCUGAUGCCCGAGUCACUGUAUCUCACGGUGUAUAUCAUCAACAUGUACCUGUCACUGCAGUCCGUGCUCCGGCGGGAGCUGCAGCUGGUGGGCAUCUCCGCCCUGCUCAUCACCUGCAAGUACGAGGAGAUUUGGGCUCCUGAGGUGAAUGAUUUCAUCUUGAUCUCCGACAGCGCAUACACCCGGGAGCUGAUUCUGAAGAUGGAGAAGGCCAUCCUGAACAUGCUGGAGUGGAACCUGACGGUGCCCACGCCCUACGUCUUCCUCGUCCGUUUUGCCAAGGCCGCGUGCUCCUCCUCCUCCGAUCAAAAGCACAAUAAGGAUGUAAUACAUUGUUCUUAUUAUUGCAGCUAGCAGAUGAAUUCUGUGGUUGUUACACGGAUGAUGCUCAUGUGUUGUUCAGUACUGUAUAAGAUACCUGUGCAGUAACAAAAACAAAAUUUGAACAAGCCUAUGCAAAUUUGUGUGGCUCUGAAUAAGAUAUCUGUUUCUUACAGCCUUCUCCGAUUAUGAUUUGUCGCUUAUUGUCAGAAUGAUGUUGCUGAAAGAAAGUUCAACAAGUUCUGUGGCUAGCAGUUAUAUUUUUCAAUUUUUAUUACAGCUAAGAGCGUAG
This is a messenger RNA of Triticum aestivum (bread wheat), 877 nucleotides long. Its product is annotated as cyclin-B1-1-like. Bases 184 to 618 code for a protein of 144 amino acids. The record is from RefSeq and is a predicted model, not a curated record. Lineage: Eukaryota; Viridiplantae; Streptophyta; Magnoliopsida; Poales; Poaceae. The transcript is spliced from 3 exons.